AUGUGGCCCUCAAUACCCGCAUACAGGAGCUUCGCAAGCAUAGCAUGUCCAUCGGCAGCAACUUGUGAGCUACCCAACUGCAUCUUCAGUCAUGAUGCGUUGAAGAAAACUACGGCACGGCGCUCCCCAGUACCAGUCACAACAACAUAUGAUCGCGAGCAAAACGCUAAGCGCCUGAAGCUCGAAGACGAUGUCAAGGAGCGUGUGGUUCAGGACGUUCCCGUGCCUGCCAAGACAAAACCGGAUAUCUUUGUUGAUUUGACCAAGGACAAAGCAACCCCAGCAGUCAAAAAUGCGACUACAGUCAAGACAGCACCUUCAAAAACACAUCCCAUGAAUGAUACACCUCCUGCGCUCCCGUCGUCUGCGACGCGGCCAAUAUCACCACCCCCCGCUGCAACCAUGGCCAAAGCUGUUAUCAAUCCCGAUGCUCCAGUCGCUCUAUUGCCACGCAAACUAAACAAAGAGCCGGCAAACUUCACUAAGAGAGUCACUCUCCUCAAAGCGUUACAUGGUUAUAUGAAACCGCAAAACGACAAGCUGCUCAAGGCAGUCAAGCCUGAGAUAAGAGCUCUGCACUUGUCUGCAAACCAACUCAAUAAGCUGGCAGUCGACGAGGAAGAGAAAAUAGCUACAUCAAACCCUUCAGUAUAUGAGAAUAUUCUGAAGCAGCGGCUAAUGAAACUCAAGACCAUGACACCAGAAGUAUGGGUCAAGGAAAGGCGGGAGGCUAUGGCUAAGCAGAGUGGAGAGCCAGCAAAGAAGCCACCGCCCAAGAAAGUUCAUACAGGACUGACACCGAAAGAAGAAGUCACGUUCCUCUCUGUCCUCAAGUGCCCACAGGAGGGUCUGGAUGCGCAUGGUUAUGUUACGAAACUGCCUGCAGACGCUGAUUUGACCGAGACACAUUCAGCACUCGAGUUAGCUGAUUGCUGGGAACAAUGUGACCGCUGCAGCACUCGCUUCCAAGUAUUUCCGGAACGAAGGGAAGAAGACGGUAUGUUUACAACAGGAGGAGAAUGCAAAUAUCAUUGGGGCAAACGCAUCUUUCCUAAGAAGUCAAGAGGUGCUCCCGCAGAACCAACCCGCUUGACUUGCUGUAGCGCCGAAGUGGGUUCACCCGGCUGCACUACCCACGACACUCAUGUCUAUAGCGUCAAAAACUCCAAACGACUUUCCCUCAUCAUGCCGUUCAUCGAGACGCCAGAAAAUGAAAAGGUUCCUGAGAAAUCGGCUGUUUGCUUCGACUGUGAGAUGGGUUAUACCACCAAUGGCCUAGAGAUGCUUCGUCUGACGGCCAUAUCAUGGCCACAGCACAAGCCACUCGUGGAUGUUCUGGUUCGUCCUCUGGGUCAUUUGUUAGACGUCAACACCCGUUUCUCUGGUAUUACCAUGGAUCAAUUCGUCAACGCCAAGCCCUACGACCCGGAAAAUCCCAAGCCUAUCCGCAAAGACCUCCGCAUCGUUGAGUCACCGUAUGUAGCACGCGAUCUCUUCCUUUCCCACGUCUCUCCCCAGACACCGGUCGUAGGUCACGCCCUGGAAAACGACCUCAACACUAUCCGCCUCAUCCAUCCCAACAUCAUCGACACCGUUCUUCUGUUUCCAACACGCCAAGGCCUGCCUUUUCGCCAUGGUCUGCGCAAGCUCGCAAAAGACUACCUUGAAGAAGAUAUUCAGCAGGGCGGGGCCGCCGGACACGACAGUUUUGAGGAUGCUCGAACCACAGGCGAAUUAGUUAGGUUCAAGGUCAAAGAGAAGUGGCAGCUUAUGAAGGCGGAAGGAUGGGAGAUAAGGGAUGAUGGUGUACAUCCGCCUAUACCCGCCGAGGCUCCGCCAAAGCAUGCUCCGUCUGCUCCGUCCAUGGUACCAGAGGCCAAGAUGGCGGUCCUUGAAGGGGCUCCAGCAGUCAAAAGGAAGAUUGAGGAGGAUGGAACUCUUAAUAAGCUUCCGGCUAAGAAGCUGGAGGAAGAGUGA
Molecule: messenger RNA, 1977 nt
Organism: Pyrenophora tritici-repentis Pt-1C-BFP
Lineage: Eukaryota; Fungi; Ascomycota; Dothideomycetes; Pleosporales; Pleosporaceae
Product: RNA exonuclease 3
Cellular component (GO): nucleus
Molecular function (GO): exonuclease activity; nucleic acid binding
Source: RefSeq, a predicted model, not a curated record